UUGAAGAAAAAAAAAUACACAACCGACACACUGUCAAUAUUGUGACAACUAAAAUAAAAUUAAAAAUUCGAAAAGAUAUAGAAGCAAUUACCACAGCGUGUAAUUUCUAGUCCUAAAUACAAAAUCACUUGAAUUUAUCUGUGUAGUUUUGUUAUAUUUAAAUAUUUGAUUGAUUAAGUUAUUAUCUACCCAGCAAUACCGGUAACAGCUGUGAACCCAAAACAAGGUAUGCCACGCCACGAUGAGCUUCCACGUUUCACUCGAUCGUUACGAGUAAACACAACACUUGAGCCACGACGAAUUAUCAAAAGUAGUUUAAAACGCGAUGCCGUUAAACUGCAACUGAACCGAUCAGCAAACAGCGGGAAUCCAACGUGGAAGGAUUUGAAAUUGUUUCUGAAGAAUCGAGAAAAAGGGACCGAUGCAAUCAAAUGUCUCAAUGAACUAUGGUCGAUGACCAGAGAUCUGAUCGGCCAGGAGGAGAAUGCCGAUAUCGUGGACGAUGCUGCACUGUUCCUGUUGAAUCUUUUCCUGGACGUUAAAAUAGCGUUGAUGAGCCAUUUGAGUGAAAUGAAGAAAAUCUUUGGCCCGGUGACCACUCAAUCAGCGAACAAGAUUUGCUUGCAUGUCGGGAAAAUUGGUCCAUUGAUUUCGUCCGACUGUAGGGAAUACCUUCGAACAAAAUCGAAUGGAAAAGCUGAAAACGACGACGAAAUGGUACCUGAUUAUUGGGGCAGUCACAUCACUUGUGAACUGCCCGAGUUUGUUUCAUCCGCCGACUUGAUGAUACUGCAAGAAUUUCCAAUCCAACCGCAGACAUCGAGAGUGAUUGACAAUUUUUCGAUGCAAUUCAAUAUGCCCAGCGAAGCGGAUAAACCAAAGUCGGAGUCGUUGAAUCGAGCUUGGCUGUUAAAGCACGUCAAUCCGGAUUUACUUGAUACACUUGUCGACGCAUUGAAAUCGUCUAAAUCGAACGAGGAGCUGCAGAACGAAAUUUUCGAGAUCGUCGGCUUCGACAAGUUUGAGGUGAUUCAACAGAUUUUCGAUAAUCGGAAGAAAAUCGUGCAAAAAAUCGAAAUCGAAGAACGAAAAAACAACCUGAAACUGAAAACCGCAAACAAUGCACAAAAGCCCGUGAUAGCUGCACAAGUUACAAUCCAAUCGGACAAGGAGAAACAACUGUUGAAGCAGGUCAGAAAGGAUGAGAAAAAAUUACGAAGUUUGAUCAACGCACAGGAAUCGGACGAAGAAAGUGAAGAGUGUCUGCUGGCAAAACUUCGGGUAGCCCAUCAAGACAACUUAUUGAAGAACGCCCAACGUGAGCCAAUAUUCAAGGAUCGAGCGAAAGCUGAAAUGAGAGCAAUGCUGCAGCCACGCAUCAAAUACCCGUACGUGUUCGAUUCGGAAAAAGAAGCUAAGGCACAUGUUGGCUUCAUAUCCGGCGGUAAGCUUAUGCUUCCGGACAAUGUGAAGCGUACCGACAACCGAAUGUUCGAAGAAGUGCAUAUUCCAGUGAACGAAUCACCCGUUCUGGGCGUCGGAAACAAUCGAGUGAGUAUCAGCUCGCUAGACGAUAUCGGCCAGGUGGCGUUCCAGGGAACGGAACAGUUGAAUCGAAUUCAGAGUGUCGUGUAUCCGGUGGCCUAUCACAGCAACGAGAACAUGCUGGUUUGCGCUCCGACCGGUGCAGGAAAGACGAAUGUUGCGAUGUUGUCGAUUGUACAUGCCAUUCGAGCGCAUACCGAUCAGGGCGUUAUCCAUCGAGACCAAUUCAAAAUCAUUUAUGUCGCUCCAAUGAAAGCUCUGGCUGCUGAAAUGGUAGAGAAUUUCGGGAAGCGAUUGAAGCCACUGGGGAUUUCCGUGCGAGAGUUAACUGGUGAUAUGUCGUUGACCAAAACCGAAAUGCAACAAACUCAAAUGUUGGUCACGACGCCGGAGAAGUGGGAUGUAGUGACACGUAAAGGUGCUGGUGACGUUGCUUUGAUAUCAUUGGUGAAAUUGUUGAUCAUCGACGAAGUUCAUUUGCUGCACGGCGAUCGAGGUCCUGUAGUCGAAGCGCUAGUAGCUCGCACACUACGUCUCGUUGAGUCAUCUCAAAGUAUGAUUCGUAUCGUUGGCUUAUCGGCUACACUUCCCAAUUACAUCGAUGUUGCUCGCUUCCUGCGUGUCAAUCCAAUGGUUGGACUAUUUUUCUUCGACUCUCGAUUCAGACCCGUUCCUCUGGCACAAAAUUUCAUCGGCAUCAAGUCGAAUAAGCCACUGCAGCAAUUGAGUGACAUGACAACGGUGUGUUACGACAAAUGUUUGGAAAUGCUAAGAGAUGGCCAUCAGGUAAUGGUAUUUGUGCAUGCAAGAAAUGCUACCGUUCGUACGGCCACUGUUAUGCGCGAAAUGGCCCAGCAAAAAAAUCAUCUCGGCCUGUUCGUUCCCGAUGAAAGUUCCGAUUACGGUCUAGCACAACGAGCGAUGUCGAAGAGUCGAAACAAGCAAUUGAUCGAACUGUUCCAAUGUGGCUUGGGCAUUCAUCAUGCAGGUAUGUUGCGCAGUGACCGGAUGUUGGUCGAAAAGUAUUUUGCCGACGGAUUUAUCAGAGUGUUGGUGUGUACUGCCACUUUGGCCUGGGGUGUCAAUCUUCCAGCCCAUGCGGUCAUCAUCAAAGGAACAGAAAUUUACAAUUCAAAGCAGGGCAGUUUCGUUGACAUUGGCAUUUUGGACGUUCUGCAAAUAUUCGGUCGAGCUGGUCGGCCGCAGUAUGACAAAAGUGGCGUCGGAACAAUUAUCACCACACACGAUAAGCUGAACCAUUAUUUGUCGCUGUUGACCAAUCAAUUUCCCAUCGAAUCGAAUUUCAUUCAAUGUCUGGCUGACAAUUUGAACGCUGAAAUUACUCUGGGCACCAUAAGUAAUGUGGACGAGGCGAUCGAGUGGUUGAGCUACACGUAUUUGUUCGUUCGCAUGAGAAUUAAUCCGUUGGUCUACGGAAUCGAUUAUGCUGAAGUGGAAGGAGAUAGUACGUUGGAGAAGAAGAGACGUGAAUUGAUUAGAGCGGCUGCCAUGAAUUUGGACAAGGCAAAAAUGAUUCGGUUCAAUGAACGUACUGGUGAUAUGAACGUUACUGAUUUGGGUCGAACAGCAUCCCAUUUCUACAUCAAAUAUGACACUGUUGAGGUAUUCAAUGAAACACUUAGGCCGGUGAUGAACGAGGCCGAUAUAAUAUACAUGAUGUCGCUGGCACAAGAGUUUCAGCAGCUGAAGGUUCGUGAUGAAGAGUUAACAGAGCUCGACGAUCUGACUCACGAUUAUUGUGAGGUUACCGUCAAAGGUGGCAGCGAAAAUGUCCACGGCAAAGUCAACAUCCUGAUGCAAACGUAUUUGUCUCGCGGUCAGGUGCGAUCAUUUUCGUUGAUCUCGGAUAUGUCGUACAUUACGCAGAAUGCUGUUCGAAUAGCACGAGCCUUAUUCACGAUCGAACUGCGACGGAAUAAUCCAAUUCUGUCGGGCCGGCUACUGAUGAUGAGCAAAAUGUUUGAACGCCAGAUGUGGGACUUUCAAUCGCCCCUACGCCAGUUCCCAAACAUUCCAUUCGAUGUGCUAGAAAAAAUUGAAAAUCGAGGACUCAGCAUCUAUGCACUGCGUGAAAUGAGCGCCAAGGAUAUUGGCGAAAUGCUUCGCAAUCAGAAGUACGGCGGACUGGUAAAAAAAUCAGCCGAAGAAGUUCCAUUGAUUGAUAUCGAAGCAUCGUUGCAUCCGAUUACACGAACCGUACUCCGAAUCCGAGUUACGAUCACACCAAAUUUCAAAUGGAACGAUCGAGUGCAUGGCAAGACGUCCGAAUCAUUUUGGAUUUGGAUUGAAGAUCCGGAAAGUAAUUUCAUUUACCACAGCGAAUACUUCCAAAUGACCCGCAAACAGACGCUACUGGAAGAACCCCAUGAAUUGGUACUGACGAUACCAUUGAAAGAGCCAUUGCCACCACAGUACUACAUCCGUGCCACAUCGGAUACAUGGCUGGGCAGUACGUCAUCUUUUCCGUUAAGCUUCAAACAUCUGAUUCUUCCGGAAUUGCAUCCACCUCACACUGAACUGUUACCGUUGAUGCCAUUGCCCGUAACGGUUCUGGAAGAGCCGUCAUUCGAGAUGCUGUAUCCGUUCACACACUUCAAUCCAAUACAAACGCAGAUCUUCCACUGCCUCUACCACACCGACAACAACGUUCUCCUGGGAGCUCCCACUGGUUCCGGAAAGACAAUAGCCGCUGAGAUAGCAAUGUUUCGAGUGUUCAAACAAUAUCCCAAUCGUAAGGUCGUUUACAUUGCACCACUGAAAGCAUUGGUUCGCGAACGAAUCGACGACUGGAAGGUACGUUUGGAGCGUCGAUUGAACAAAAAAGUUGUCGAGCUGACGGGUGAUGUUACUCCCGACGCCAGGGCGAUUCGCGAAAGUCAAGUUAUCGUUACCACACCGGAGAAAUGGGAUGGCAUAAGUCGAUCGUGGCAAACGCGAGAUUACGUGAAAGACGUUGCACUAAUUGUGAUUGACGAAAUUCACUUGUUGGGCGAAGACAGAGGUCCGGUGCUGGAGGUUAUUGUAUCUCGAACGAAUUUCAUUGCAUCGCAUACCAAGCGAUCAUUAAGAAUUGUGGGAUUAUCGACGGCGUUGGCCAACGCUAGAGAUCUGGCCAACUGGUUGGGCAUUGAACAAAUGGGUCUGUACAAUUUCAAGCCUUCGGUGAGACCAGUGCCGUUAUCUGUACACAUCAACGGAUUUCCCGGCAAACAUUACUGUCCAAGAAUGGCGACUAUGAAUCGACCAGCGUAUCAAGCGAUCCGACAAUAUUCACCGUGUACGCCAGCACUGAUAUUCGUUUCAUCUCGACGACAGACCCGUCUAACCGCACUGGAUUUGAUUGCCUUUCUGGCAGCCGAAGACAAUCCGAAACAAUUUUUGCAUCUGCCGGAGAAUGAACUCGAUCAAAUUUUGUCAAACAUCAAGGACACCAAUCUCAAAUUGACGCUGGCAUUCGGUAUUGGUAUGCAUCAUGCUGGUCUACAAGAACGGGAUCGUAAGACUUGCGAAGAGUUGUUUUUGAAUAGGAAAAUUCAGAUUUUAAUUGCCACGGCUACGUUGGCAUGGGGUGUUAAUUUGCCGGCUCACUUGGUGAUCAUCAAAGGAACGGAAUAUUAUGACGGCAAACUGAAACGCUACGUUGAUAUGCCCAUCACCGAUGUACUGCAAAUGAUGGGCCGUGCUGGACGUCCACAAUUCGGCAAUGAAGGCAUUGCCGUAGUACUGGUGCACGAUGUGAAAAAGAAUUUCUACAAAAAAUUCCUGUACGAUCCAUUCCCCGUCGAGUCGAGUCUACUGAAUGUCCUCCCCGAUCAUUUGAAUGCCGAAAUUGUGGCGGGAACCGUACAAACGAAACAGGCCAUUUUGGACUAUCUAACGUGGACCUACUGCUUCCGAAGACUGCUGCGAAAUCCAACGUAUUACGAUCUGACCAGCAUCGAACCGGAAGAUGUCAAUAAAUUUGUGUCGAAUCUGGUGCAAUCGGUUCUGGACGUGCUACUGGCAGCCGGUUGCAUUCAAAUGGACGUGGACGACCGUCACAUUACACCAACGUCAUUGGGAUGCAUAUCGUCGUAUUAUUAUCUGUCCCAUCAGAGCAUGAGACACUUUUCCGACACGCUACGCUACGACAUGUCAUUUGAGGAGAUUCUACGAGCGAUGUGUGAUGCUUAUGAAUUUGAUCAGCAGCCGGUCAGGCACAAUGAGGAUGUGCAUAAUGGCGAACUGGCCAAGCAAUGUCGCAUAAAAGUGGACCCGUUGACCUACGAUUCACCACAUACCAAGACAUUUUUGUUGAUGCAAGCACACUUUUCGCAUCUACCGCUACCGAACUCCGACUACUUGACCGAUACGAAAUCUGUGUUGGAUCAGGCGAUCCGAGUGAUUCAGGCUAUGAUUGAUAUAUGCGCAGAGCAGGGAUGGCUGGCGACCGUAUUACGAAUCCAACAACUAUUGCAAUGCAUUGUUCAGGCUCGAUGGCUCGACGAUCCGGUGGUGAUGACUUUGCCGAAUGUCGAGCAGCAGAACGUACCGUGUUUCCAGGCAUUGAAAAUUAGCUAUCCAAUUGUUACGCUUCCCGGUUUGAAGGAUCAGUUCUCCAGAAACUAUGAGAGUUUUGCCGGUCCACUGCGCACCGACUUUGAGGAGAACGAAAUUGAAGCCAUUUUCAAAGUGUUAUGUGAUAUGCCGACGAUUCAUGUCGAAAUCAAAGUUCGUGGUCAAUUCAAAGAGGAAUUAGAAAUCGAGCGACCCGUUAAGCAACCGAUAAGUAAAGACGAGUGGAUGCCUGUUCAUGCCGGUCAGGAAUAUACACUACAUGUAGCAUUAACCAGAUUGGGCAUGCGCAAUGUGAGCACCAUUCAUUGUCCGAAAUUCCCGAAAGGCAAAGAUGAAGGCUGGUUCCUGACGCUGGGCAAUCAAAGUGACGGUGAACUGAUCGCUUUGAAGCGGAUUGGUUACAAGAGCAGUCGCAGUUUUCAUCAGUUGACUUUUACGACACCGAAGCGAAUUGGACGAGUCAUUUACACUGUGUUUUUGUUGUCGGACGGAUAUUUGGGAUUGGACCAGCAAUACAACAUACAUUUGGAUGUUAUUGAACCGUGUCAUGUUCCUGAAGAUCGGAUUUUCCUGCCGAUGAAGUAAUAGAAUUUUCGCAAAAUUUACUUUGCAGCCGCACAACGACUUGUUAUGAUUGAGAUUAAAUUUCGUUAUUUUUACAAA
This is a messenger RNA of Bradysia coprophila, 6786 nucleotides long. It is a transcript of the gene obe, whose product is annotated as activating signal cointegrator 1 complex subunit obelus. The record is from RefSeq and is a predicted model, not a curated record. Lineage: Eukaryota; Metazoa; Arthropoda; Insecta; Diptera; Sciaridae. Gene Ontology annotation, molecular function: nucleic acid binding; ATP hydrolysis activity; ATP binding.